GAUGACACAGGAUGUCCUAGCAGCCAGUCAGUAUCUCCUGUGAAGACGCCCUCAGAUGCUGGGAACAGCCCCACUGGCUUUUGUCCUGGAAGUGAUGAAGACUUCACCAGAAAGAAAUGCACGAUUGGAAUGGUUGGUGAGGGAAGCAUCCAGUCAGCUCGAUAUAAGAAGGAAUCAAAGUCAGGCCUUGUAAAGCCAGGUAGUGAAGCUGAUUUUAGCUCCUCGAGCAGCACGGGCAGCAUUUCCGCUCCUGAGGUCCAUAUGUCUACUGCUGGAAGCAAGCGGUCUUCUUUUACACGCAAUCGAGGUCCGCAUGGGCGGAGCAAUGGAGCUUCAUCGUACAAAUCUGGCAGCAGUCCACCCUCCCCACGAGAAAAGGACCUUCUGUCCAUGCUGUGCAGGAAUCAGUUGAGCCCUGUUAACAUCCAUCCUGGUUACGCACCUUCUUCCCCAAGUAGUAGCAACUCAGGCUCCUACAAAGGAAGUGACUGCAGCCCCAUCAUGAGACGGUCUGGAAGGUAUAUGUCUUGCGGAGAAAAUCAUGGUGUCAAACCCCCAAAUCCAGAGCAGUAUUUGACUCCUCUGCAGCAGAAAGAGGUUACAGUGAGGCACCUAAAGACCAAGCUGAAGGAAUCAGAGUCCCGACUUCAUGAAAGAGAAAGUGAAAUUGUGGAGCUUAAGUCCCAGCUGGCCCGCAUGAGAGAAGACUGGAUUGAAGAAGAAUGCCACCGGGUAGAGGCCCAGCUGGCACUCAAGGAAGCCAGGAAAGAGAUUAAACAGCUCAAACAGGUCAUUGAAACUAUGAGGAGCAGCUUGGCUGAUAAAGAUAAAGGCAUUCAGAAAUAUUUUGUGGACAUAAACAUACAAAACAGGAAGUUGGAGUCUCUACUUCAGAGCAUGGAGAUGGCACACAGUGGCUCCCUGAGGGAUGAACUGUGUCUGGACUUCCCAUGUGAUUCCCCAGAGAAAAGCUUAACCCUAAACACCCCUUUUGGUCAUGUGGUGGAUGGGUUCUCUCUGGAGGAGCAGGUCACUGAGCAAGGGGCCGACAGCGAGCUGCUGGUGGGAGAUAGCAUGGCCGAUGGCACAGAUUUGCUUGAUGACAUGGUGACCGCCACCACCACAGAAUCUGGAGACCUGCAGUUUGUUCAUUCCACUCCUGGGGCCGCAGUCCCUGAGAUCGCCCCGGUGGCGGUGGGUCAGGAGGAGGGCAGCGUGGUGGUGGAGCAAGCCAUCCAGACGGAUGUGGUGUCCUACAGCCCCGCGGUGUCGGAGCUCAUUCAGAACGUGCUCAAGCUCCGGGACCCCUGUCCCUCGAGCUUGGUAUCCCCUGAUGAGUCUGGGGCUGACUUCACGGAGAGCUUCCCAGAGCCCAUCCCUGCUUUAGUGGUUGAUCUAACUCCGAGAGAUCCGAACUCAGCCAUCCUGUUGUCUCCCGUGGAGACCGCAUGCUCCACGGUGGACGUGCAAGCUCCCAAGAACCGCCUCAUGAGGGAGCUGGACUUUGCAGCCUGCACGGAGCAAAGGCUGGACGGCCUCAUCCCGCUGCCUCGGGGGCGCGUCGCAACGCACUACUGGAGCAGCAGCUUCCUGGUGGAUCUCCUGGCGGUGGCCGCCCCCGUGGUCCCCACCGUUCUGUGGGCAUUCAGUACUCAGAGACGGGGGACAGAUCCCGUCUACAACAUCGGAGCCUUGCUCCGGGGCUGCUGUGUGGUGGCCCUGCAUUCUCUUCGUCGCACCGCCUUCCAUAUCAAAACCUAAAUAGAAGUUGUUACCGUGUGCCAAUUUGUCACGUGUGGCAUUGUGCCAGGUAGAGAGACAGCAGGUCGAUCGAUGGCGGUCUCUAUUCUGUCGUUUUGCUCCUCAGUAUUUGAUUUGCACUAUAUUUAGUUGAAGCCUGUUAACUGUUUAAAACCGAAGGUAUCUUCAGAGGCAUGGAGACCUGGUUCCAGUAAAUGUCCCAACAGUCUGGUUUAGAAAGCAUGCUCAUGACCCUGCCGUGUCGUCGAGGUACCUGUUCUUAUCCUAGUGGUUCAGGAAGAGAAAAUGCAGUUUGCACUUUCAAGACAGCUUCUCUAAGGCUGGCAUGUUAUCUCCUUGCUUUGCUUUGUGCCGUUU
Molecule: messenger RNA, 2118 nt
Organism: Galeopterus variegatus (Sunda flying lemur)
Lineage: Eukaryota; Metazoa; Chordata; Mammalia; Dermoptera; Cynocephalidae
Gene: SYBU
Product: syntabulin (syntaxin-interacting)
Exons: 5
Coding region: 130-1761 (543 amino acids)
Biological process (GO): axonal transport of mitochondrion; synapse maturation
Cellular component (GO): vesicle; cytoplasmic microtubule
Source: RefSeq, a predicted model, not a curated record